This is a messenger RNA of Echinococcus granulosus, 2670 nucleotides long. RefSeq names its product Neuropeptide Y receptor. Gene Ontology annotation, cellular component: membrane. Gene Ontology annotation, biological process: G protein-coupled receptor signaling pathway. Lineage: Eukaryota; Metazoa; Platyhelminthes; Cestoda; Cyclophyllidea; Taeniidae. The record is from RefSeq and is a predicted model, not a curated record. Gene Ontology annotation, molecular function: G protein-coupled receptor activity. The coding region runs from base 1 to 2670 and encodes 889 amino acids. The transcript has a single exon.
AUGCUAGACUUCUCAGGUCUGUUCUCCACAGAGAAUCUACCAAGUUUGCAGAAUGGAAGUUCCUUUCCAGGUGACCUCCUCUAUUCCAUUUACGGUGACGCCUACUUCAGUUCGCAUCGCAUCGUAUGGGUACGCGUCAUUCUUAUCCUCCUCUACGCUCUCUUUGCUGUAAUCGGCGUCACAACCAAUGCAGCUGUGGUUUUCUUUCUUCUCAUCUGGCAUCCUAAAUCCCUCCACAAUAUCACCAAUCGCUUCGUUCUCGCGCUCGCCAUCUCCGACAUCUUUAUGUCGGGAUUCAAUAUGCCCAUGCAAGCCUACUAUGAGAUGCAGGAGCGUGUAUACUUCUCUAACCUUGCCUGCCAGUUAGUCUUCUCCACCUUCGGGCUUCCAAUGCACAUCUCUUGCCUCGUUAUCCUUGUUAUCGGCAUUGACCGGUAUAAUAUCAUUGUCUAUCCCCUGCGCAGACGUAUGCCUCGGGGUUCUGCGUCCCUUACCCUCGUUGCAAUUGCUGUAAUCAGUGUUAUUAGUGUAAUUCCCAUAGCCAUCUUCAAUAAAAGCAGUCAAGCAGUGACUAGGCUGGAAGACGGACAGAGAGAACCGAUGGAGUAUCACUAUUGCGUGGAAGAGUGGCCUUCCCCGGAGAUUCGGCUCUGUUACACUAUCUUCACCUUCACUGUACAGUUCUUUCUACCUCUUCUCCUUACUGCCACUCUCUACACUCGGAUUUACUUUCGGCUACAUGAGAGACGCUUUCGAAAACGCGAUUUGGAGAGAAAGAAGCGCACAAACAAGAUCCUUAUUGCCAUUGUUAUCUGCUUCUUUAUCUGCUGGACUCCAUGGAAUGUUUUCUCCAUCAUUCUAGAAGUCUACGCUUAUCGAGCACAGAAACGAAAUCCCAUUAACUUGUUCCCGUUAUUUGAGGGCACUCAGAGCAAUUUAAGUAGUGUGGUUAACAUAAAAUCCCUCCUUUUACCAUCGCGUGAUAACAAUCUGGUUUUCAUCCACGAAGAUCUUAAUGCCUCAGUUCGACCACCCAGAUCGUUUGAACGGAAAUAUAACAUCUCAGACAUUGUGCCUCAGUCUCGUCUGCUUCUUGGUGGUCACGCAAAGAUAAUUGAUCUCAUUCUCAAACUUCUAGCCAUGUGUUCGGGUUGUUUGAACCCCUGCCUCUACGGCUGCAUGACUGAUACGAUGCGGCUUCUUAUGAAAAGAGUGACCAUACGAUUUCAGCGAACGCGGAAUCUCAGUCUCACACGACUACGCGGUAGUCUUCGUGGAUUCCCGGAUAUUCCUACCUCCGAUCGCAGUUCCAUUAAAACUCGAGCCUUUCACAAGUAUCGAAGAAAUGCAUUUGGCACUCCGGUUUACAAAAUUCAUUGUUGUGGUUUUCAGUUCAUUUUUCGCACGGGGUUUCAUCAACACAAUGAGCAAGUGAAGAAUUUAUUUGACACAAAGCGAAAAUCUGAUGUCUCAGAGCCGAGAAUCUCCUCAUUGAGCAAGCGCACACGUCGACUGCAGAGAUGCUCCACAAAUGAUAAAACACCGCCCUACCCAAGUGGAGAAAAGGAGGGUUAUGGAGGAGAUCAAAAAUUUCCCGAGUAUCAAACUGGGCAAAACCAAUUAGGCAUACAACAAGUGAACCAUAGCCUGCAGCAUCUUGACCCUGCAAGCUUAACAUUUCUGACUCGAGAAAGCGCAACCCUAAGCAUUAAUGAGAGUUCCACUAAGCGGACUAGCCUACUUCCUUCAUCAUUCUACGAAAAAACUCCGAGGAGUUCUUUUAUGGUUGAUGCAGUGAAACAGCAAGAGAGUGGUUCUGCAAACAGUAGGACUGAUCAAUCCCUCCUUCGUGUUUCUUCACCCGCACCUGUGGUAACGGUGUGUGAACCAUCUUCAACCUUUAAUGAGGAGCUUCCCUGUGCAGACGAAGAGACAACAAGGAGCUUAAAGAACUCCCCAGUGCAUCACGUUCAAAAUAAUCGGCAUCAGAAGCUUGUCAACAUAGAGGUUCACACUCCACCACCUUCUCUAACCACCUCUGCGCCCCCUAUUGACAUAUUUCGACGUAGAAGUUCCAGUAAAGGCGUGCCGAAGUCAUGCCGGACUUUAGCUCCAUUAGAAGAAGUGUCCAACUGCGGAGAUAUUGUAGAAUCUGCUACGAUGCAGGAGCAUAAACCGGUACAGCGUCAAGAAGGCAAGGUCGUGCCAGCAUUGCCGACUACAGCAGCGGCCCUCCAACGUGAUCGUUUCAAGCGAAGCGUCUCCAUAAGUUGCGAUAAUGAGUCCUCACGAGGUUCCUCCUCUGCGAAUAACCGUCAGUCCCUUCAAAUGCGGCGACAAAGCACCUAUGAAGUCUUCCGUCUUAAAAAGUCGCCAACAACUUCUACAGUGGGGAAGAACUCAUCACUUGUCCUUAGGGAGGGCUCAACAGAAAGUGAAUCCAUGAUCAGCGAUGAUUUUGCACAUUUCCACAAAAUAGUCCUACAGGAUGAACGAAUGAAAGUAAAUCUGGCCCCUAAAAAGCCGCGUAAAUCCCACUCUAUCAACAAUACUCUUGGGAUGUCCGUGAAAUCACAACCUCGGAAACCCAGCCUCUACUCGGCACGUCUGAACCGCUCUUGGCCAUCAAAACCAGUAAACAAUGAUAACAAUGGGCGGGUGGGAACAUAA